Ostrinia furnacalis (Asian corn borer) is the source of this 1931-nucleotide messenger RNA. It is a transcript of the gene Atac3, whose product is annotated as Ada2a-containing complex component 3. The coding region runs from base 224 to 1810 and encodes 528 amino acids. NCBI's taxonomy places the organism in Eukaryota, Metazoa, Arthropoda, Insecta, Lepidoptera, Crambidae. The transcript is spliced from 12 exons. Gene Ontology annotation, molecular function: protein binding. The record is from RefSeq and is a predicted model, not a curated record.
AAGCUAUCACUUCCGUUUAGACAGGAAAAGGAAGUUAUGGCGACUUAUGCGGUAUGGUUUUCUUCUGCAUUUAGCGACCAAACAACACAUCCUCAUCCUGUUGUGUUUCACUUGAUGUGAUGGCGCAAAAAGUUAACUUUGAUCGCUUUUUUGUGUGCUUUGCUGACUAUAGUGAUAACGUUUGGGUUGCGAUACAUAAACAUGGUGCACCCAUUGACCUUGUAUGGAUUCAUUGAAGUGUCACAUGGAAGACAUGGACACAGAGAGUGCCAACGAUGUAGUAUACCGCCAUCCCCAGGUCAUCUCGCUGGAAGACUUGUCCGGUCGGAAGCCGGACGCGCUGCCGGCGGGCGCGGGCGGCGCGCGCUCGGCCAGCGCCGCGCUGGAGCUGGGCCGGCGCCUGCUGCUGGCCGCGCGCGCCGGCGACACCGCGCUCGUGCUCGACCUCAUGGCCAUGGGCGCGCCCUUCACUAACGACUGGCUGGGCACGUCGCCGCUGCACCUGGCGGCCAGCAACGCGCACGUCGAGACGUGCGGCGUGCUGCUGCGGGCGGGCGUGUCGCGCGAGGCGCGCACCAAGGUGGACCGCACACCGCUGCACCUGGCGGCGUACGCGGGGCACGCGGAGGUGACGGAGCUGCUGCUGGCGCACGGCGCGGCGGUGGACUGCCGGGACAUGCUGCGCAUGACGCCGCUGCACUGGGCGGCCGAGCGCGGCCACGCGGGCGCGGCGGCGGCGCUGCUGCGGCACGGCGCGGACGCGGCCGCCGUCAACAAAUUCAAAAGGACGCCGCUGCAGCUGGCCGCCGCUAAGGGCCACGCGCACAUCCUGGCGCUCAUCGACGAGGAGCUCAAGCUGCGUGAGGCCGCGCCCUCCGUUCGCGCGCUCAUGCCAGAUCGUCAAGUGGAAGAAACUACGACGACGACGACGACGAUUGAGAUCCCACGAGCGAUACCGUUCACCACUGUCCCGUCGAAGCCCAUUCCGGAAAUAAAAAUCAAGCCGAAACCGGCCCAAGAAAAACAAGCGAAGCCAGAAGCCAAAACAGAAAAGCCGGAGAGCAGCACGCAGGGCCGCGCGGGCGCCGCGGCGCUGCUGCAGCGGCACGGCAUCACGCUGCUGCCGCCCGACACCACCACCACCGUGCUCAGCGCGCUGCAGAGCGGACGCACCGUCGUGCUCUCCGACGCCGGCAAGCUGAUGCUGAAGGAGAGCGAGGAGCCGGCGCCCGCGCCCGCGCCCAAGCCGCGCGGCAUUGUGCUUACUGCCACGCCCGUGCGGACCACGCCCCACGGCGUCAAGGUGUUUACGGUCAACAACCGGGCCUCGACGAGCGGCGACACGCGCCCGCGAGCUAAGGUCAUGACUCCGCAGGAUCUCCAGCAAGUGAAGAUAGUCCAGCUGGCGAGCGACGCGCGCGUGCGGCGCCUGCGCGCUGCCCCCGCGCCCGCCGCCGCCGCCCCCUUCAAGAUCAUCAUGAACAAGUCCAACUUCGAGCACCUCGUGGCCGGCGCCAAGCCCGACGCCGCCGACCGAGCGCCGCGAGCCGAGCCCGCGUCCACGCCGAUAGUGGUCUCGCAGAAUUGCGGCUUCAGCCUGCCCUCCAUCGACGCGCCGGUGGACGCCGCGGAGGAGGGCGCGGAGGAGGCGCUAGAGAGCGAGGUGGAGCCGGCGACGGCGACGCUGGCGGAGGACGAGGCGAGCGCGCUGCGGGCGCAGCUGGCGGCGGCGCAGGCGGCGGCACAGGCGCUGGCGCAGCAGCUGCGCGACACCCGCGCGCGCCUGGCGCAGUACGAGCCGCUCGAGUGACGCGCGCCGCAGCCGGCCCCGCCUGUGGGUUAACGUUGAUGAAGCCUGGUCUGCGGCACGUAGAAUUUUGUCCAAUGACCCCAAGCUACCCAUCCUUAUCGUUCGCGCGUAAUUAUAUUGC